CCUACGCGCGCGUGAAGAUAACAAUAGAAAGCGGCGUUUUGAACUUGACCCUGAGUUAUGUCAGAUCCCGGGAUCCCUCCGCCCACGUGGCAGCCUCCGAACGUUACCCUGGAGACCAGUAUGGGUACCAUAGUUGUGGAGCUGUACUGGCUCCAUGCACCCAAGACCUGCUGUAACUUUGCAGAACUGUCCCGGAGAGGGUACUACAACAGCAUCAAGUUUCACCGGAUUAUCAAGGGCUUCAUGAUCCAGGGGGGAGACCCAACAGCAACAGGCAGAGGCGGUGCAUCAAUCUACGGACCACAGUUUGAGGAUGAGAUCACCUCUGACCUGAAGCACACGGGCGCGGGAAUUCUGUCCAUGGCGAACAGUGGCCCGAACUCCAACGGAUCGCAGUUCUUCAUCACGCUCGCACCGACACAGUGGCUUGAUAACAAACACACCAUAUUUGGUCGUGUGUGCCAGGGGAUGGGCGUGGUGAAGAAAGUGGGGAUGGUUGAAACUGGGAACGAUGACAGACCAGUAGACGAUAUCAAAAUAGUUAAAGCAUAUCCCUCACAAUGAUACUGAUUGAGCUUGGGCAUGGGGGAAUCAAGGAUGUUCUACAGAAUGUCCAUGGGGGAAUCUACUCAUAUGGUCACUUUUGAUAUGUAUACAUGCUAAGACAUGUCUGAUUUUUGUUAAACAUUUGUAGGUAAACCAAUAAUGUACAUUCCAAACAUUUAUAGUAAAGAAUGAACCUGAGAUGAUGUCAUGGCAACCCUGCUGACUUAUGAUGGAACCCCAAAGAUGUGCAGUACAUUCUUGGCAGAGUGGAGGUUAACCCUGACCCACGAUAAUUAGUUUUCUUGUUGACUACCAAUUUCUUCUUACUUACCUACAUUUUGGUUGUCCUUCUGCUACCUUCUUCAGGACUGUACUGACUGGAGCUUCUAGCAACUUACUUGGUGGUGCUAUAGCUAGUGGGAACAAUGCAGUGCCAAACCCAAUACAGGCUUACCCAGGUAGUA
This is a messenger RNA of Branchiostoma belcheri (Belcher's lancelet), 1010 nucleotides long. Its product is annotated as peptidyl-prolyl cis-trans isomerase-like 1. The record is from RefSeq and is a predicted model, not a curated record. Gene Ontology annotation, biological process: protein peptidyl-prolyl isomerization. Gene Ontology annotation, cellular component: catalytic step 2 spliceosome. Gene Ontology annotation, molecular function: peptidyl-prolyl cis-trans isomerase activity. NCBI's taxonomy places the organism in Eukaryota, Metazoa, Chordata, Leptocardii, Amphioxiformes, Branchiostomatidae. The transcript has 3 exons. The coding region runs from base 58 to 564 and encodes 168 amino acids.